Messenger RNA from Dermacentor albipictus, 5021 nucleotides. Lineage: Eukaryota; Metazoa; Arthropoda; Arachnida; Ixodida; Ixodidae. The record is from RefSeq and is a predicted model, not a curated record.
UGGUGCCGCAGUUCUUCACAGGGGCGAGUCCGCGGCACGAGUUCAAGCCACAGAGGCCACGAGGUGGAACUAUCGAAAAGGCGUAGAAGGGCGUACCGGAAGACCCAUCGAAAGCAAGGUGGGCCAGUCAUUCUGAUAUCAUUAUCUGUGUGCCUGCAGCUCCGGGGAUUAGCGGCUGACAUCGUACGUGUCUACCUUUUUCCUUCCGGAACUCCUCUCACUGGACGAAAACAGUCAAAGUCACGCUCUGCAGCAGAUACCUCACAGGCUCCAUCUAGAAGUAUUAUGAAGAAGUUCAGGAUUAUCAUUGGUCUACUGCUGCUUCUACUGCUGAUAUUCGCCACCGUGUAUUUCAUCACAACAAGCAUAGGUGGUGAAGGGGGCGCAGGUGAUGGUGAGAAAUCUGACGACUCCGGAAACGAAGGGGGUUCAUUGGGAGGAGGCGGAGGAAGUGGUGGUACCUUGGUGGUCCAGAAAAAGACGCCAACGACCACAAAACGCGCUCGUCACACUACUAAGGGCAUUAGCCCAACUCCGGACAAAUUUCAAGAACCGGCGGCCACGCCACGCACGGAUCCAAAGCCGCGCACUGCCAGCGGGGGCCUGCUGCUCUGCACAAUUAGCCACCGGGCGUUCAACACACACGUGUACCCGGAAGACGGCCUCUGCGACCUCCUGUAUUACACCACGGCCUACUACGAUCCCGCCAAGAAAGAAUUCCGAGGAGCGCGCGACAUCUUCAGCUUCGGCGCGUUCCGUGCCAAGGUGAAGGAGACGGCCGCCACUAGCAAGACGAGCUACGGCAUCUCGUUUGACUACAGGUACGGAAAGAUGAUCGCCGAUCAGCUGAAAACAUCCGACGCCCAAAGCAGCUUUCGGAACCUGUGGAAUGACCGCAUCUACCACUACGGAAUCCUGCACGUCUGGGCAAGCCCAAGUGAGAUAAAGAGCACCGACAGGCUGCAGCUCCUCAAGGAGCUGAAGAACCGCCAGGAUGCCCUCGGAAAGGACAAGAAAGGGCAUCGCGCCCUUGGAUUUCAGCUCACCGCAGUGAGUGACAAGAACAAGACUGCGGAUACGGCCAACUACCUCCUUAAAAACUACCCUAUCACCAUAAUUGUGACGAUUACCCACACCUUCAAGGCACCUAGAGGCAGCUACUCAGAAGGGCCCUCUUCAUGGAAGAUAGGUCGCACACCCUACACAAUGGCCAACGUCGCCGAUGAAUGGACAAAAAUAACGACAAACGGUAGCAUUACGAUCAUGCCGUCUUACACCAUGGAGGCUAUCAACUGGAAAGUAAGGUCGAAUGGAUCCACAUUUCAAAAUGGCUCGUGGACAGUGGAUUCAUACGCGCCCACAGUGUUCUCACAGACCUGCAAGGAGACCUACGACCAGGCGCCUGUGAUGGACCCUCUAGGCCUGUACAUGUACACCGGCAAGCGGUCCAUUUUGUUCUUAUUCACGUACGACACGGCAGAAACUAUGAAAUUGAAGCUCAGCGAUGAACCAUAUAAGUGCUUACCAUGCAACAAGAGCUUCACAGGACCAGCAAGCUAUGCAGAACACAGGGACAGCAACAGGCAUCGUAAACUUUUUUCCACCAAAGUUAUUCCAGACAGAACAAAGGACAAUUAUAUUAAAUGCGAUGUUUGCAAUACUGAGAUAUCUGGGGCUGUAAACCUCAGGCAGCAUGACAACGGUAAGAAGCACAAAAGUGCCAUGGCAGCUCAACUUAAGCGUGAGCAAGUCAUUCUGAGACGUCCUCUCACAAACACAUCCCCUUCCAUUGUGACGUCUCUCAGUGUUUCCCCUGAUAUGACUUCCCUGCAUAGUGUUAGCACAACACAGGGUUUGAGGCCCUUACCAUCUCUGUCAAGCUCCUCAAAUCUUGUCCAGUCACUGCAAGCCAGCAUUGAUUCCUUGGACAAGCAUCAAGAAACCAGAGCUCUGGAAUCACCUUCUAAUCUCAGUGACUCGGCCAGUCCGACUGCCUCCAAGUCAAGCACUGCUAUUACAACCGUGCAACUCUACAAUCCUGACAAUGCUCCUGAUGGGAAUCUUCCAUACUCCUCUGACUUCACGCUACAGCCAAACAGUGGACCAUACCAGUGCAAGACAUGCCAAAAAAGAUUCACAGGGCCAGCAAGCUACGCAGAGCAUGGGGACAACUGUAUCAACAGCGUGCAAUGCUUCUCUAGGACAGACUCUUCAUCUCCAGCCAAUAAUUACAUUUGGUGUGACAUUUGCAAGGCGCUGAUUUCCGGUGUGAAGAACAUGAAGGAACAUGACAGUGGAAAAAAGCACAGAAGGGCAUCUAUGCUUCAGCGUGCUUUAGAUCCUAGGCACCAGCAGGAGACCACAACAGUGUGCAUCAAAAGUUCUUCCUCUACAGUUGCCACAGCAAUAUCAGUUCCUGCAGGCAGGUCUUCUUCACUAGCUAUUACACAUUGUGAGAAUGUGCCGUCUGCUGCACGGAUGUUGUGCUUUUCACCUUCUCAACCAGCAGCAGACAACGCCAAUUCCUCGUGCACUUCGCAGGAGUUGACUGCUCUAGAUUCGAGCACUUGUGGCUCGAACCUGCACAAUGUGUCCCCUGGCUCCACAUCAGAUGCUGCUGCUUCUGGAACUGCAAUCAGAGACCAAGCUAAUAUUCAGGAUUGUUCCACCGAUAAUGAGAGGAAGUACGAGGAACCGGUGAAGCCUGCAAAGGACAAAGACAAGGAACAAAUUGCAAGCUUCACAAGCAGUGAAGCAGCAGGAAAACGUUUUCACAUCACGCACAGUGCUGUUGAUGUGGUGUACAGCGAUGACGGAACAAAAUGCAGAAUGGGUAACAUCGAAGGUUAUGGUUGCAGGAAAUGUGGCAUCGCCUUGUUUCAAAAUGUGGAGGCCGCACAGCGCCACUACAGAACAGACGGCCACACUGCUAUUGCUGACCCACUGUAGUGGGGCUGCCUCAGUGCAGUUAAUAGUGAAAUACAGGGCCAAGCUCAUAUAUAUUUGUCAGGCGCAAUGUUGUGCUCAUUUUAUGACCUCAGCUGCUCGCUUGGUUCCUUUUGCAUGGCACCAGAACAACAGCUGUUACAGGUACUAUGCAUGACUAUACUAUUAGGUAUGUCAUUAUUGAGAAAAUGAAGGACCAAGAUGACACAGGAGAAAGUGGACACAUACAAGUGUUCUCUCGCUACUGAGUCAUUACUAUGCCUAAAAGAAAACAAGAAUAAAUCAAGGAAUAAUGAAAACAAAAUACAAGGCUCCCAUAAAAGGCAACUAAGCUGCAGUUCUUCAAAUGCUUUCUAACCCAACAGUGAUCCUGUAUUUUACUGAACUGACUUGAAAUGUUGGGAUGUGAUUUCUCGUUUCUCUUUUUUUGUCUAUUUUAGACACUAAAUAUAUAUUUGCAUUGUCCCUAUGUUGUUAAUGACUUUGUACUUUUCCUCGCUUUUAUGCAGUGCUUAUGUGAUACCCUUUACAUUAUGCAUUCUAUGGAAGCACAUAUUAUAUUUGUUAAACAGCCUAGAGGUGACGUCAUUCAAGGGCUGGGUCGAGCAAUUAGCUAUUGUUAGACAGCUUACUGUAGAGCUUUUCAUGUGAAGCUUUCAUACUGAGCUGCACUAAGCUCGAUCUACCUUACCAAUUUCACAAAAUAGGCCUUAAGCCAUCAUUUGAAUAUAUUUUCUCUUUCAUGUGUGUUGCAUUGGACGGUGCAUCCUCCUGGAUUGUACAUUUAUUAUUCUCAUUUUUUUUCACAUUUAUAAUACUUUCAAUCAGCAAUUAAAGUGCUGAGGGCAUAAAUUGCAGGAUUCUGUGCUCUAAAAAUACCUGUGUCUCUUGCAUUUUAGUGAAAAUUAUUAGAAUAUCUUCUUUGUCACAAGUUCAAUGAAGCAAAUGAGUUCACAGAAAUGUGCAAGCUAUGGUAAGCUCUGCACAAAACAAUUUUUCACCUCCAUGAGCAACACAGUCUUGUGAAUAAAGCGCAAGUUUUAGUAUAAAUUUGUCCUGGUGCAAAAACCAAAAGCAAUGAUAUCAUCUUAACAGGGCCUCGUUGGCGAAUUGAAUUAGUUUUGAAUUAUCAAAGUCUAAACUGACAUGAGUCUGAUUGUUUCUUUCUUUCCUUCUUUUUUAAGUUCUUUUGUAAAAAUUUGCUCCAGAGCAUAUGAAGGAUAAAAUACAAUCAAAUAAGAGCUUGCAUAUGUUUGUGUUCUGUGCCAAUCCCAUGUUCUAACCGAUGUGAGCAGUAUAAAGAUAUUAUAAACCAUGUUGAGUGCCUCAGCUGCAAGUUGUGUUUAUGCAUUGUUCCUACUUCAGUACUGCAGCACUUUGUUCUCACCACAGUCAACUCGGAUUCGCUCCAACUCACAGGGACUAAUUAUGUCUCUUUAAGAUAUCAGGACAGUGUAUUCUCUGGUGUCAAAUAAAAUAAAGUUAAAAUAGUAUUUGCAAACCUGGUUAUGUAUGAACAGUUAAAGCUGCACCACACAAAAGAAAAGAUGUAAAGGAGCAGACAGCACUGUACGUGUCUUUGUGCACUAUCGGUUAACAUGUGUUUCUAAAUAGGCCAGACCCACCCAUAUCAUAACAUUUGAACAGCUCUGGAACCAGGCAUAUACUCGUGUGGUGUAUAUGCAUACUGACCAUUUGCAUUGAUGACAACUGGAUUGGUGGCACCAAUUUGUGGUGACACCCAUCAGCACACACAGCACCUUGAGUACCAAACAUUUUCUUUGACUACCCAUACUUUAUCAACACACUCUAAAAGGGCAUGUUUUAGCCUCGUCCCAUUACACCUGGAAAGCAGAAAAUUGAUAUAGCAAAAUAUUUGUUUGGCUUGCCUCAUUUCAGAAUGCAUUAAAAAUAUGGCAAGGAAACAAGCUUUUGAGGUUUGUUUGAACUUACCAAAAAUAUUACUUGUCUGAGUUUGAUAUCUACUGUUAUGCUAAUGUAUAAUGCUUGUUCUAGUUUUUUAUUGCACAGUGGUCUCUCUUCGCAAAUUUCCAUAGCCUUUUUCAUAAAAUUGA